Messenger RNA from Bemisia tabaci, 1475 nucleotides. RefSeq lists its product as uncharacterized. NCBI's taxonomy places the organism in Eukaryota, Metazoa, Arthropoda, Insecta, Hemiptera, Aleyrodidae. Gene Ontology annotation, cellular component: peroxisomal matrix. The record is from RefSeq and is a predicted model, not a curated record. Gene Ontology annotation, biological process: fatty acid alpha-oxidation. Gene Ontology annotation, molecular function: FMN binding; (S)-2-hydroxy-acid oxidase activity.
AGUUUUAUGUCACAGAUGACAUCUGGCUCGCGUAAGAGGAGGGUCUGUUAAAGAAGCUCUCUCUUAAAAAUAAUUUUUUCAAAGCACUUUGAAUUCAUUUCGGUUCAAAAUAUUUUUAUGAAAAUAAUCUCUGGCUUUAUCCUCAUUUCACAGUAACUUUCUGUAAUUCAUUUCAGGAAAUUUGUAUUUUUAUUUUAAAAUGGGAAGUGAUGAAAUGCAAGACCCUUCUUUGAAAAGUCUGUUCUGUAUUCAAGAUGUUAAAGACUGUGCCUUGAAAGGACUGCCUCAGACGUACUGGGAUUAUUUCGCACGUGGGGCAGCGAACGAAGUAACCCUCGCGAACAACGAGUUGGCUUUUCAAAAGUUUCGGAUCCGACCGCGGGUGAUGGUGGAUGUGUCCCAGCUGGAACUGGAGACAUCCGUCCUCGGGGAGCGGGUGGCUUUUCCGGUCGGGAUCUCCCCGUCGGCCUUGCACGAAUUGGCGCAUCCGGAAGGGGAGUCGGCCACUGCCGUAGCUGCAGGUGAGCAGGGUACGAUUUACAUUCAAUCGACAUUGAGCUCACAGUCACUCGAGGAAGUUGGGGCUGCAGCUCCCAAGACGACAAAAUGGCUACAGUUGUUUAUAUUCCAUGACAAGGAUAUCACAAAAAGUUUAGUUGCUAGGGCUGAAAAAGCUGGAUUCAAAGCUAUCGUUGUUACCGUAGAUAUACCAAUCAUUAGUCUACGUAAAUACGGAAGCAGCAGCUCAGGACCUCCAUUUCCCGAUCACCUUCGAUUCGCUAACUUAACGAAUGAAAAAUGCUCUCUCUCUCAAACUAACAAAAAUAGCGGUGGCGAAAGAUUUGAUACAAAAGGUGCAUUUAAUCCGAGACAAACGUGGGACGAUAUCAAGUGGCUGAAAAGCAUAACAAAAUUACCAGUAGUGCUUAAAGGAAUCCUGACCAGAGAAGACGCUAUUCUCGGUGCAGAUGCAGGAGCCGAUGGGAUUCUGGUUUCCAACCACGGAGGAAGGCAGUUAGACGGAUCUCCGGCAACGAUUGAAGCAUUGCCUGAAAUUGUUGAGGCUGUUGGUGAUAAAGUCGAAGUUUAUUUGGAUGGUGGAGUUCGAGGAGGAGCGGAUGUUUUCAUUGCUCUCGCUCUUGGAGCAAAAAUGGUUUUUAUUGGGCGUCCAGCAGUAUGGGGUCUCGCAGUAGGUGGACAAGACGGAGUGAAAAAAGUUCUGGACAUCUUUAAGUAUGAGCUGAGCAACGUGAUGGCUUUAUCAGGUGCUGUUUCGCCGCAACAAAUAACCAAUUCUAUGGUGGUCCAUGAGUCAUACUACAGCAAAUUUUUGCGAUAAUGUAAAAGUUCCCGGUGAUCACACGCUUUAUCUCUAAAAUCUGUGAACGCUAUCUUUUACUGAUUUUAGGUUGACGAAGAAUCAUUAAAUAUUAAAUUGAAUAUACUGCUUUAAAUGGUUUGGUCACACGAUGAAA